AUGGCGUCUCAACGCCUCCAAAACAAGACCAUUCUCAUAACCGGUGCUUCAUCGGGCAUCGGAAGGGCCACAGCUUUUGAAUUUGCCCGCACAAGCUCCAAGGACCUCAGGAUUAUCCUAACGGCCCGCCGAAUCGACAAUCUGAAGCAGAUCGCAGAAGAAAUCGUCAAGGAAGUCGGCAACGGAGUCAGGGUGUUGCCUGUACAGCUCGAUGUCAGAAAUGCUGGCCAGAUCCGUUCCUUUGUCAGCCAACUACCAAAUGAGUUCAGGGACAUUGACGUACUGGUGAACAAUGCAGGCUUAGUGAAGGGCGUGGCCAGGGCACCAGAGAUCGCAGAAGAGGAAAUCAACGUCAUGUUUGAGACAAACGUCACGGGCCUCAUCAAUAUGACGCAGGAAAUCCUGCCCAUGAUGCUGAAGCGUAGAAACGGCGAAGGCGCCGGGGACAUCAUCAACAUUGGCUCCAUCGCGGGCCGUGAACCCUACGUCGGUGGUGGCAUUUACUGCGCGACAAAGGCUGCCGUGCGCUCCUUCACCGAGAGCCUACGAAAGGAGCUCGUCUCCAAGAGGGUCAGAGUCAUUGGCAUUGACCCGGGCCAGGUCGAGACGGAGUUCUCCGUUGUCCGGUUCUACGGCGACAAGAGCAAGGCUGAUGCUGUAUAUGCCGGAUGUGAGCCCUUGACCCCCGAGGAUAUUGCCGAGUCUAUCAUCUUCGCUGCCGGCCGUAGAGAAAACGUUGUUGUUGCAGAUACGCUCCUCCUCCCCAACCAUCAAGCAGCCGCUACUAUCAUGCACCGCAAGUCUUAG
Messenger RNA from Geosmithia morbida, 807 nucleotides. RefSeq names its product 3-hydroxy acid dehydrogenase / malonic semialdehyde reductase. Lineage: Eukaryota; Fungi; Ascomycota; Sordariomycetes; Hypocreales; Bionectriaceae. The coding region runs from base 1 to 807 and encodes 268 amino acids. Gene Ontology annotation, molecular function: oxidoreductase activity. Gene Ontology annotation, cellular component: cytosol. The transcript has 3 exons. The record is from RefSeq and is a predicted model, not a curated record.